Molecule: messenger RNA, 1953 nt
Organism: Sander lucioperca (pikeperch)
Lineage: Eukaryota; Metazoa; Chordata; Actinopteri; Perciformes; Percidae
Product: natterin-3-like
Exons: 3
Coding region: 37-1164 (375 amino acids)
Source: RefSeq, a predicted model, not a curated record
AUAAUUAGUUCAUAUUGUGUUUUCACCUCAAGUUCAAUGAAGCUGUCAGUGUUGCUGCUGUUGGCCCUGCUGGCUCUGUCCACAGCCAGUCCUCUGGACAUCUUGAACAGCACAGAGCAAAGAAAAGAACUCAGUCCUGAAAUCACUGCAAGCAGAUGGAGGCUAACUUAUCGACCUUUUUGGAAUUUAAGCCAGAAGUCUGACGAUGGCUCUAACCUGAAGUGGGUGACCUGGAACAACUUUCUCCCAAACGACGCAGUUUCCAUUCACAAUGAUUAUGUUGAUCGCAUUGAUUAUGUCUGCAAAUACAUGUGUGAGGCUGGCUUUUAUACCCCCAGCAAGGGUCCUUAUUGCCACUAUCCAAAUGCAAAAAAAGCAUAUUCGGGUUCCCCGUUUGAGAUCCUGGUGAACAAAAACAACUUUGAGAUCCUGGAGUGGAAGGAGGAUUCAUACGGUUCAGUGUUCCAGAGUUCAGUCAGAACCUGCCCUCGGGGGGACACAUAUGUAGGGAAGAACAAAUAUGGACUUGGGAAGGUUGCUACUAAAGAUAAGGCCUUCUACCUGCCUUGGUAUGAUGAUGAAUAUUGGUACCACUACUACCAGGUCCUGACUAUCAAUGAGGAUAUAAUCAGCCAGCAGAUUUACAACGUCAGGUACAACACUGAUGAGUCUCAAAUCUUCCACUAUCCUCCAGAGGUCAUGCGUAACUCCACGAUCAAGAACUAUAACUGCAACACAGUGGUGCAAACAGAUUCCCUCUCAAAGACAUAUGAGGUAGAGCACAGGUGGGGCAUUAGCUUUUCUGUCACAGUUGGUGUUACUUUGACCUUCUCUGCCAGCAUCCCCCUAAUCACUACCAGCGGUAUUCAGUUCAGCACCGAGGUUUCCUUCGAUUACUCCAAGGGAAACACGAUGGUAGAGGCCACCACUAAUACUGUUUCUGUGCAGAUCAUUGCCCCACCAAACCACUCCUGCAUGGUUAAUAUGAUGCAGUAUAAGUACAAAGUGGACAUCCCGUUCACAGCAAGCCUCAACCGCACCUACGCUAACGGGGUGAUCCACAGGACUUCCAUCACUGGGACGUAUGAUAGUGUUCAGGUUGUAGAAGUCCAGGCCAUGGUGGACCGAUGUGAACUUCUAGAAAACUCCCAGCCUUGCACAUGAUGUCUGACAUAAUAUAUCUGUAUGUUUGAUGCUUUUUUACACUUCCAACUUUUGAUGACAUAGCUCCUGUUCCUGUUGAGUGUUCAGUGCAGUUAUUGUAAAACACUUUGGAUGAAACCCAAAUGAAUGUAAUGCAAUAAAAUUAAUAUGAAUAUGAACAGCUUUUUAAAAAUGUUUCACCUUAAUGAAUUGUUGCGUACAAAAUAAAAUCACAUGGCGGUUUAAAGUCCCCCUUCACUUCAAAGUGUUUUUCUUAUUGUUACUUCACUGUUGAAUGUGUGAGCUACACUGUGCAGUAGUUUGACCUCUGAAAUAGUUUUAGCAUAUUAAAAUGCUGUGUCACAUUUCCAUACUACUACUACUACUAAUUGUAUACAGGAGGCAAUCAAACUGUGACUUUAGAAUAUUACAGCUAAUUUAACGUAAUUACAAUGUUCUUUUCAGUUGGUUUUCUGAGUUGUUCUUUUCUGAUUGUAAUUAGUGGGAAUUUUUCCCAGCUGUGAGCAGCUCCUCCACUUCCAUUGUUUGUUGCAUUGCAUGAUAUUGAGCACUCUCAAGAAUCUGUAAUUUUUUAGUAGGGCUGUUUUAAAUAAUAUUACUUCCUUGUCUCUUUUCCAGACAGAUUAUAAACCUUCUUAGAAUACGUAUGUAGACGUGGAAUUGGGACACAGUCUCAUAAAGUUUCAAUUCAGAGAGAAGGAGGAAAUGUAAUUUUAAGAACUUCUAACGAAGUAAUUGAAUUUUUGUUCUGGAAAUAUCGUACCAGACACAUUAUUCUUCCAUGCAGAU